AUGCCACCUAAAAAAGAAAUCAAAUUCAAGGGAAAGAUCUUGUUUUUACAUGGCUAUACUCAAUCUUCCUCGAUUUUCUACGCUAAAACAUCUGCUUUAAGGAAGAAACUAUUGAAGCUAAACUACAAAUCUAUCUACUUAAAUGGGCCAACUAAGUUAACCCCGGCUGAUUUACCAUCGACUGACUCGCUCUCUAAGUUCAGUUCGGUUAUAUCAGAUGAUCAAGAGACCGACUAUAGAUCGUGGUGGAUAAAACCACACAAUACUAAUGAUGGUAUCGACCUAUCCGAACCUAUUACCGAAAUCAAAAACUAUAUAGAGAAGGGUGAAAUUAUACCAGAUAAUGAUUUAGUUCAAGAAACGGAGUCUGAAGAAGAAAAGCAACUUCCUAUAGUUGGUAUAAUUGGUUUUUCGCAGGGGGCUGCGUUUGCUGGUUUGAUAAGUCAUAAAUUUAAGGACUUAUUUGGUGUUGAUACUUUAAAAUUUGUGAUUUUAUACUCAGGGUUUAAAAUUGAUACAACCGAAAAGUCUGGUAAUACACAAUAUAAAGAUUAUUAUCCAGCCGAUAAUGGAGAGUCGGAUCAAUUUAAAAUACUUCAUGUUUAUGGAGAAUUAGACACAGUUGUGCAUGAAGACCGGGUACUUUCGUUGUAUGAAACAAGCAAGGCCAACUCGGAUAUUCUAAAGCAUCCAGGAGGUCAUUUUGUACCUAACUCGAAGUUAAUGGUGGAUCAAGCGACUAACUGGAUAGUUCAUACGAUAGAAAAUAAACAAGACAUUUCAAAACCUGAAGAUGAUUUAGAUUCACUCAUGGAUAUGAUAGAUGGUCUAGGAAAAGCUUAG
Debaryomyces fabryi is the source of this 843-nucleotide messenger RNA. Its product is annotated as putative serine hydrolase. The transcript has a single exon. Gene Ontology annotation, cellular component: cytoplasm; nucleus. The record is from RefSeq and is a predicted model, not a curated record. Bases 1 to 843 code for a protein of 280 amino acids. NCBI's taxonomy places the organism in Eukaryota, Fungi, Ascomycota, Pichiomycetes, Serinales, Debaryomycetaceae.